Molecule: messenger RNA, 705 nt
Organism: Anthonomus grandis grandis
Lineage: Eukaryota; Metazoa; Arthropoda; Insecta; Coleoptera; Curculionidae
Product: ipsdienol dehydrogenase-like
Exons: 6
Coding region: 46-684 (212 amino acids)
Molecular function (GO): oxidoreductase activity
Source: RefSeq, a predicted model, not a curated record
UACAGACAGUACGUUAACACUCUUCCCAAACGCGUUAUUUACAUUAUGAUAAAGGACUCGGUGUUUCUUAUCACCGGUGGUUCCUCAGGAAUAGGAAACUCUAUAUCCAAGUUCCUACUAACCGAGGGAGCAUAUUUAACUAUACUAGACUUGCGACCACUUGCUGAUAGUUGCAUUUUAAACAAUAAGGAACGCGUUUUGUUCAUGCUGGUUGACGUGACUAGUGCAAAAGAUACAUCGAACGCCCUAGAAAUGACCGAGCGAAAAUUUGGAAAACUUAAUGGGGUGAUUAACUGUGCCCAAGUUAAAUGUGCCAACCCCGUAUUCAACGUGGUGAGCAACGAGGUGCAUAGUUUACAAGAAUUUAUUAAAAUAUUAGAUAUCAACCUUUUGGGCACCUUCAACGUAAUCCGGCUAAGCAUUCCUUUGUUGGCCAAAAGUUCCGAUGGGAUCAUCAUCAACACUUCCAGCCGGUUUGGUCAUAAGAGUGUGGCAUAUUCGGCUAGUAAAGCAGGCAUUAUUGGUAUAACACAACCCCUGUCUAAAGAGCUGCAUCAACAUGAGAUACGUGUGGUGGAUAUUGCAUUAGGAAAAUCCGAUGAAAACCUCAACGUCCAAUUCGGAAAGUUCAUCAAAUCGAUCAUAGAAACUACAACUUUUAAUGGCAUAUCAUUAAAAUUUUAAAUAAAACAUUUUAAUUAACGA